AUGUGGCCACUGCUCACCAUGCACAUAACCCAGCUCAACCGGGAGUGCCUGCUGCACCUCUUCUCCUUCCUAGACAAGGACAGCAGGAAGAGCCUCGCCAGGACGUGCUCCCAGCUCCACGACGUGUUUGAGGACCCCGCACUCUGGUCCCUGCUGCACUUCCGUUCCCUUACUGAACUCCAGAAGGACAACUUCCUCCUGGGCCCGGCACUCCGCAGUCUCUCCAUCUGUUGGCACUCCAGCCGCGUGCAGGUGUGCAGCAUCGAGGACUGGCUCAAGAGUGCCUUCCAGAGAAGCAUCUGCAGCCGGCACGAGCGCCUGGUCAAUGAUUUCCUCCUCCAGGUGUGCGACAGGUGCCCCAACCUGGCGUCUGUCACGCUGUCGGGCUGCGGCCACGUCACCGACGACUGCCUGGCCCGUCUGCUGCGCUGCUGCCCACGCCUGCGCGCACUGCGCCUGGAGAACUGCGCGCGCGUCACCAACCGCACGCUGGCGGCCGUGGCGGCGGACGGGCGCGCGCUGCAGACACUGCACGUGGACUUCUGCCGCAACGUGAGCGCGGCCGGCCUGCGCCACCUGCGCGCCGCGUGCCCGCGCCUGGCCCUGCGGGCAGAGCACAGCGCCGCCAUGCUGCCCGACCAGCCCCCGCGCCCGCGCGCGCCCGCCGCGGCCCUCGGCAAGCUUCUGCCGCGCUAGACGCCGCCCCGUCGCGGCCCCCGGGGAAGGAGCGCAGCCUCAGACCGUCCUGGCUGCGAACCCAGCUCUUCCACCAUGCAGAUCACCACCGCAUCUUCUGAGCCUCAUUUUCCCUGUCUGCACAGUGGGGAUAAGAAAGCCUACCUCACGUUAAGAUUUUAUAUAUAGGAUAAAUGCAAGAUUAAAUGGAUGUUUGGAAAACA
Piliocolobus tephrosceles (Ugandan red Colobus) is the source of this 899-nucleotide messenger RNA. It is a transcript of the gene FBXL22, whose product is annotated as F-box and leucine rich repeat protein 22. Gene Ontology annotation, molecular function: protein binding. The transcript has 2 exons. The record is from RefSeq and is a predicted model, not a curated record. The coding region runs from base 1 to 696 and encodes 231 amino acids. Gene Ontology annotation, cellular component: cytoplasm. NCBI's taxonomy places the organism in Eukaryota, Metazoa, Chordata, Mammalia, Primates, Cercopithecidae.